Messenger RNA from Schistosoma mattheei, 312 nucleotides. NCBI's taxonomy places the organism in Eukaryota, Metazoa, Platyhelminthes, Trematoda, Strigeidida, Schistosomatidae. The record is from the annotation of a GenBank genome assembly.
AUGGAUAAUGUUAAAACAAAUGAAGUCUCUAUGGAGAACUUGACGACACCCCAACAACAACAAAAUACUACUACUACUGCUACUACUAGUAGUAGUAGUAGUACUUGUACUAGUACUUCUUUGAAUGAGAAUUCAAUAACGAAACUAUCCAAAAAAGAAUUAAAACCAAAACAUAAUGAUAAACAACAAAAAGAUAAAAGCUCAACGAAAACAAUCUCUUCAAUAAACAAAUCCAAUAAAUCUCAUAAAGAGAUUGAUGAAGACAAAUUGAAACGAAAAAGACGAAACAAUCGAAUAUACAUAAACAAAUAA